Molecule: messenger RNA, 765 nt
Organism: Chinchilla lanigera (long-tailed chinchilla)
Lineage: Eukaryota; Metazoa; Chordata; Mammalia; Rodentia; Chinchillidae
Product: translation initiation factor IF-2
Source: RefSeq, a predicted model, not a curated record
AUGAGGAGCCGCUCAGCAUUGCUGUUGCAUCCAGAGGCUGCAGGUCCCAAGGCAACAGACCCAAACUGCCAUGGACUAAACCCACCACAACUCUCACAUGGGAAUGUGGACUUGGCAGAGAAGCUGGACUGGCGAUCCCAGGAGAAGCUCUGCGGUAUCUGGACACGAAAAGCCCAAGUCAAGCGUGGGAAAGAACCAAGACGAUCUGAGUGUCAGGUCACCCCAGGAUAUGGCUGUGGGCAGCCACGAAGAUGGAAAGAAUGGAUUGGUGCCUUGCUUCUAGCAGGUUGGUGCAAGGACUUCCUGAGAGCUCAAGAAGGAAGUGCUGUUCAGCAAGUGACAAAAGCAAAGGACUUCUCAGAGGAGAUGGCAUCAGAUUUCAAGAUUCCAUAUACAAGAUCAAUUUGGUUUUCUGACAUUUUCAACCUUGCUGACAUGGGUACAUUAAAGAACUACAGCUCUAAGAAGCUCAACCUUAAAGGUGCAGUGGCUGCCAAAGGAAAUCACUUUCCCGCCACCAAGGAGGCGGCGGCGGCGGCGGGAGUGGCGGAGUCUCCAGCCCGGCCCGGAGUGAACGAGCUGCGGGGCUCCAGGGCGCAUCCCAGUCCCCGCAGCACCUCCUCCUCCGCCGCCGCCUCCUUCCCCUCCUCCUGGCUUCAUUCACCCUCCCAGCCGCCGCGCAGCCGAUCACUCCCGGCGCAGGGCAGCAGCGCCUGCCGCGGCUUCUCCGCGCCUGCCGGGCCCGGGCCGGGGCGCUCGCGGGCU